This is a messenger RNA of Purpureocillium takamizusanense, 782 nucleotides long. Its product is annotated as FR47-like protein. The transcript has 2 exons. The coding region runs from base 146 to 697 and encodes 183 amino acids. NCBI's taxonomy places the organism in Eukaryota, Fungi, Ascomycota, Sordariomycetes, Hypocreales, Ophiocordycipitaceae. Gene Ontology annotation, molecular function: N-acetyltransferase activity. Gene Ontology annotation, biological process: protein acetylation. The record is from RefSeq and is a predicted model, not a curated record.
CACGCGGUUUGCCGAACCUUCCAAUUGCCACUACAUGCUCCUACUAUAAAGAUCUUGGGUCGCCCCAAAUUGCCCCGGAAGCUUCGAGUACCGAGUACAUCCAGUCGCGCGCAUACAGUAUACAUAUACACCUUUUGCAUCCGCAAUGGCUCCCGAAGCGACUGUCCGACACGCCCGGCGCGAGGACGCUCCCGUGAUCCUGGAGCUCAUCCAGGCGCUCGCCGAUUACGAAAAGGAGCCCGACGCCGUCGAGGCGACCGUCGAGUCCAUCCAGGAGACCAUCGCCUUCGCGCCCUCGGGCGAGAACUCCGACACCGCGACCGUUCCCCACACCGAGCCGACUUCGCCGUCGCGGCCCGCGCGCUGCCUGCUCCUCUUCUCGCCCGAGGGAAAGGCUGUCGGCAUGGCGCUGUACUUUUACAAUUACAGCACUUGGCGGUCGCGGCCGGGCAUCUACCUCGAGGAUCUCUUCGUCCAGCCGUCGGAGAGGGGCCGCGGCUACGGCAAGAGGUUGCUGGUUGAGCUGGCCAAACAGGUGGUCGCCAUGAAGGGUGCGCGCCUGGAAUGGGUGGUUCUCAAGUGGAACGAGCCGAGCAUCAAGUUUUAUGAGAGCAUCGGAGCCAAGGCGCUCGACGAGUGGGUUGGCAUGCGAGUCGACGGCCCCAACCUGGAGAAGCUGGCGCACCUCCUGGACUGAAAUCGAUCGCGCCGCUUCGAGGGGUUGCAAAGUCGUGCGGGUGCGGUAUAGACUCGCGUAAUGGAGAUGAUCUCAUGAAACAGAA